Molecule: messenger RNA, 1085 nt
Organism: Drosophila serrata
Lineage: Eukaryota; Metazoa; Arthropoda; Insecta; Diptera; Drosophilidae
Gene: Tengl3
Product: Testis EndoG-Like 3
Biological process (GO): apoptotic DNA fragmentation
Cellular component (GO): mitochondrial inner membrane; nucleus
Molecular function (GO): single-stranded DNA endonuclease activity; nucleic acid binding; RNA endonuclease activity
Source: RefSeq, a predicted model, not a curated record
AGGCCAUUGCCUAGUUCUCACAUUUGUGUUAUAUACACAAGUAACCAAAUUAUUGUAUCCCGAAAUAUGUCGUAUAACGAUGCGCCUUAGUCCAUCAGUGUGCUCUAUAUGCACUGGCGGGAGUAACUGGAUUUUUCUGUGGCGCCUUUGCCCAGCAGGAGGUGUCUUUAAGGAACUGUUUCGACUGAUCCGAAGGGAUCCAUAUAUCUACCAUCAUCGUCAAAGGCUUUAUCCCAUUUUAUCCACUUUCAGGACCGAUCACGAGUCCCGCUUGUGGAAUCGUCCCAUAACCGUGGGUGACAAGAUCAGGGAGCUAGUUGUAUCGCCUCUUAUUGAUUUACUAAGUGGUUUCUUUAUGCUAAGAACCGACUCGGCAAGCACUAUGGAUCUGCUGGAUUUAAUUAAAUAUGGACUGCCCAGCACUGAAAAUUUGUUGAUCCACAAGGACUACAUUGUCUCGCAGGAUAUGUGCACCAACUCACCGAGAUGGAUCUGUGAGCAUUUUCGCGGUAAUUAUCAAAAGAUAGAGACGGAUUCGUCCGGUGAUAGCUCCCUGAAUCUUCGCAACAAUGACGUCUAUGUCCUAAGCGGUGGAUCGAUGAAAAUCUGUAAAGCCUUUAAAGGAAAGAUAUGGAACGAUUUGGAGCAGUAUGUGGUCACCAAGGCUCAGGAAUUUGGUUCAGUGUAUACCUACACUGGGCCGAUAUAUAUGCCUUCGAGUCAGGAUGAUGACAAAUGGUCCUUGAAAUAUGAGGUCAACGAUUGGAUUCCCAUGCCGGUGCCAUCGCAUUACUUCAAGGUACUAAUAGUGGAAAGCAAUAUUCCCGGGAUUUAUACUUUCAUCGAAGGUUUUAUCAUUGAGAACAGCCGGUCGAUGGGCGGAAAGUUAAGGAAUCAUCGCGUCAAGGUGGAUGAAAUUGAGCGAUUUACGGGGCUGCGAUUUAACAAGGACCUUCGACCAGCGGUGCAAUUCGAUAAGAACAAAUUUCGGGUGAACACUCAAGCCUGGGCGGGUCGGUUCCAGGAGAUCUCAGAGCAACUUACUGCUCAGCCUUCAAAUAAAAUAAAAAUUUAGCAUCUCCAAA